Messenger RNA from Pocillopora meandrina, 10713 nucleotides. Lineage: Eukaryota; Metazoa; Cnidaria; Anthozoa; Scleractinia; Pocilloporidae. The record is from the annotation of a GenBank genome assembly.
AUGGCUACAUUCAUCCCGUAUCUGGUCGCGUUCAAGCUGGUCGAAUAUGAUCAUGAGUACAAGUGUGUGCGGCAAUGGAUGCGUGUUUUUGACGAUUCCUCGUCGGUGACAAAAUACUUUAUGGCACUUUUUAUUGCAUUUUUUUAUAUUCCCUUCGUUCUGAUGUUUAUUCUAUAUCUUGCGAUUUUUUUGAAACUGAAGUCCCAGAGAGGACCAGGCGAGCACUCAAUGAACGCUCUAAUUCAGCGCUUGAGAAGGGAGAGAAAUGCAUUGAAGCUUUCCAUUGUUAUUGUGUUAGGGUUCGCUGUAUGCUGGAUUCCAUUCAGUAUUUUUGCAUUAGUACGUAUGUUUGCAGAUGAAAACAAUGCUACAAUGUCCUGUGGAUUCAAACAGUUAUUAGAGCAAGUUGCUCUGCCACUGAGUCGAACAAAUAGCGCUAUGAACCCCUGCAUCUGUUUUAUUUUCGGUGGAAAUUAUCGCCAAGGUCUUAACAAUCUCCUCGGCUGCUGAGUGAGUUGCCAGGGCUAAUGAAGAUGCAAUGUAUCAUGGCAGCCGCUUUGGAAUAUAAUAAGAAUUGUUUGGAAACUAAACUGAAACUAAAUUAAAUACAUCAUUAUGAAAAGUAAAGAACAUCCACACUUAAGGGUUUAGAAACAAAUGUGUUGCCGUAAAAACAUCUUUUUCCUAGGGGUGAACCGUUGAUAUGCAUUAAGGAAUCCUGUCAACGUUGCAUUAGAAACAACUAUGAAUAAAACAUAUUAAUCAAGUAGUAUCUGAUUAAAUCUUACAGUCAUGUGCAUUGGAAAGGGUUUUAAUUCCUGUCGGAUAUAGAAUAUCAUCUUCAUUUGGAUUAUAUUAUAAAUACCAUACAGAACACAGGGAGAAACUUAUCAUUUUAUCAAUCACUUUAUCGUAGAUUAGACCAGAUCAGAUGUAUUAAUCCAAAUUUUCUAGAUUCCGAACGCUCAAUCACCAACUUUGUUUCGUGAGGAAACAUUUACUGUGCAUCAUAUAUUGCUUACUUCUGGUAAGAAUACAAUGUGAGAAAGUUUUUAAUUUGGCCUCGUUUGUUCAAACAGGUGCUUAUACUGGUAAAACAUUAGCAAACACUUACAUGGAGUUUCAAAAAUAGGAUAUCGAAUGUCGGUGAACGUGACCGCAACGAUGAAUGGAACACAGAUACCGAGCUGCUUAAAUCCAGUUACUGAGGGAAAGAGAAUCGGAUUCAACUUUGCUUACAGCUUUUAUAAAAUAAAAAAUAAAUAAAUAAAGACAGGAAAAAAAGUUAAUAGGCGAGUAAGGAAAGAAGUUUUUACUGUGGGAAAAAUCUUUUGGAUCUGUUCCUCAUGCAGAACUAAAUCCAACUCAGUAAUGUAUAUACCGUCUUUAUUUUGUAUUUUGUUAUUUUCUUCCCCUGCGAGGCGUGAUCUGAAUUAAAAAGGCAAUAAAAUUAAGCAAAUGACUGGAAAGCAAAUACUGAAAUAGCGUUAUUUGUUGAAUAACGUUUGACAGCUGGUUCCGUGUGAUGACAGCCUAUAAUUAUUGAAGGAAAAUGUUCCAAGAUGCAGUGCACAGUAUUUUAAAGGAUUAUAGGGAAACCAAGAGUUUCUUUUGAGAAAAACCCAGUAAACUGAAAAAUUUAAUUUUACUGUUUUCCGUUGCCAUCAACGACCGCAUAAACGCACUUAUGUUAAGUGCUCUGGUGAGGUCAUUUAUUCAAGGUGUAAAUAUAACUGAGUGGCAAAUUUCAUGCAGACCCCGAGGAAAAAGCAAAUUACAAAGUGACCGGUGAUAUGAGUGCUAAGGAAGGAAUUGAUGAAGUUUAAAUAGCGCAAAAUUUCUUUCAAUUCUCGAUCAAUUUAUUUUCCUAAUUCAGUCAAACCCUAAUGUCCCAUGUACUUCUUUGAUAUCUCUUUUUAUUUUUCAUGCCAAAGAAUAAACAGAUGUAAUUCUUUCUAUUGCUCUCAAUAUAUUUUGAUCCCUUCGUUUAAAAACCAUUUCAAGCACACUCAUUCAAACAAUCUGUUAACUUGCUUUUAAUUGUGAAAGAAGAGGAUUUUAAUAAUAUGUUUUCGGGUAUAACAAGGCGCGGACGGGUUAAGUUUUCGCGAACACAAUGGUCAUGAAAGAGCUGUGGUUGGAGGCUACAUGCGAUCAAUUCGAUCUUAUUUUUUAUCUGAUACUUUUACCUCUUGGGAAAAUUUCAACGACAGCAGUCUACAAAAACAUGUUUACAAAUAUGUAACUAGAAUUAUAUGUAUAAAACGAUCAUUAAGCCAUAAUUAUUCUAAAUAACGGUUUAAGCCUUCAUGCAAAUUUCCCUAAAAGUCGUGCGGUCUGAAGCGACUUUUUUGGGAAAAAAUUAAUAAGCGAGUAAGGAAGGAGUUUUUACCAUGGGGAAAAAUCUUUUGGAUCUGUUUCUCAUGGAAACCAGAUCCAACUCAGUAAAAGAAGUUGGGCUAAAGAUAGUAAAUGAAAGCUAUUUGUGAGUAAUCAGCUUUGUUUUGUAUAUUGAGACUACAGGUAGCCCCCCCGAGACCUGCUCAGAGCCAAAGAUUGGUUAAAGAAAGGGAAAUUAUCCUUUUCUUAAAACCUAUUCAGGGAUACGGUUCAUCGAAACCGAUAUUUUUUUUUUUUACUCUUUCGUCCUUUUGUUCUUCUUUGAUAGUCAUAUUACCUGUACUUUGGCUUCACGGCGGGGAAUGAAUUUUGUUGCUCAGCGAUGGUUACAUUUUGAAUAGAUGGCCUCGCCGAAGCACGGAAGGUUAAUGAGCGUAUGCGGUCGAUUUAAGGCAACGGAGAUAUCAUUUUUCCUCUAUUCCUCCAAAAUAUCUUAAGUAAAAUUAAAAAAUAAUACUAAUCUUGUUCACGGUUGUGUGAAUAUUUUUCGUUUCAAAGUGCAAAAAGGGGUUUAGAAUCGAAUCUGUUGCCGUAAAAACAUUUUUUUCCUAGAGGUGAACCGUUGUUAUGCAUUAAGGAAUCCUGUCAACGUUGCAUUAGAAACAACUAUGAAUAACACAUAUUAAUCAAGUAGUAUCUGAUAAAAUCUUACAGUCAUGUGCAUUAGAAAGGGUUUUAAUUCCUGUCGGAUAUAGAAUAUCAUCUUUAUUUGGAUUAUAUUAUAAAUACCAUACAGAACACAGGGAGAAACUUAUCAUUUUAUCAAACACUUUAUCGUAGAUAUGACCAUAUCAGAUGUAUUAAUCCAAAUUUUCUAGAUUUUCUAUGUUUCGUGAGGAAACAUUUACUGUGCAUCAUAUAUUGCUUACUUCUGGUAAGAAUACAAUGUGAGAAAGUUUUUAAUUUGGCCUCGUUUGUUCAAACAGGUGCUCAUACAGGUAAAACAUUAGCAAACACUUACAUAGAGAUUCAAAAAUAGGACGCGAUAUGCUGGCGACAUCCUGACGCAAUUAUCAAAUUUUUGAUUCUCUCAAUCGUAUAUUGUGGGUGGAAAAAUAUCUGAAAGAGGAAAGCUACUGACAACAGAAUAAAAAUGUUUGUAUUCUCUUGCCACUGAUUAAACAAUUCUGUUCAAAUAGAGUCCGCUUGUUGACGUCAGUCAGAUCUCUUUUCUUUAUUUCGAUUAGUAACAUUCAAUAUAUCAAGUUUCCUUGUCUUCCCUCCCCCUCAAUUUAUUCAUGAAUCUCGCCUGUCGGAGGCUUACAGUCAGCAAAGACAGGCGCGGAGGCAGGCGCAUAAAAGAUGGCACGCAGAGGUUUCCUCGGACGUAGUUUCCAUAAAGUUUCAUUUUGUAUUUCUUAAUUGAAAUGAGAGAAAGGGCUGCCAAUGUUCCAUGACUCACUUAUUUAGUACAAGAUUGUCGAUUGUCAAUCAUGAUUAGUUAAUGAUAUGAAAGAGAUCACGGAUUCUUUUACACUUUAUCCCCCCCGCACCUAUAAUUCUGAUUAAGAUUUCAUACAUGAUAUAAACAUAUUCAAAUUAAAUAAAGACAGACGAAAAGAUAUGAACAUAAUGACUGUAGAUAAAUGAAAAUCAUAUAUGUACACUGCGGUGAAGAAACGAAUAUAAGAGAUCCUCGCAGCUAUGAACGCUACUGAGCUAGUAGUUGAAAUAAGACCGGAAGAAAAAUUUUCAGGCCCGUACGGGAUUUGAACUCAUGACCUCUGUGAUGUGAUAGUUUAUUUAGAUCCAAUGUAAUAACUAGUUCCCGGUUGGCCUGUUAGCUCAGGUAGUAGAGCGCUGCACCGAUAUCGCAGAGGUCAUGGGUUCAAAUCCUGUACGGGCCUGAAUUUUUUUCAGGUCUUAUUUCAACUACUAGUUCAGUAGCGUUCAUAGCUGCGAGGAUUUCUUGUAUUCGUAGAUAUGAACAUGUUCAAAUAAAGACAGACGAAACUUAAUCGCUUCUUAUUACAGGCUUCAGAUGACACCCAAAGUUUUCAUAGAGCAUAAUGGGAGACGAAUUUUAAAAAUUUCUUUUUCCUUUACACUUUGGCCGUCAGAAUCGAGAAAUGUCAGAUCUGUGAAAUAAAGUCAUCUGUGUCAGAAAUUCGCUCUCGUGUAAUUGUAUGAAAAUUUCCCAAAUGAUUCUGGUGGAAAAAGAAAUUUAAAAAGAUAAAAUAGAAUGAAUGCCGAUAUUGACUUGAAUUAAUAGCUUUCGUCAUUUAAUCUUUUCUUUUUUUUUGAAAAUUGAAAGUUCGAUGCGAUGUUCAAAUAAAGAGAGAAAAAACUUAAUGGCUUUUUUUAUUACAGGCUCCAGCUGGUACCCGGGUUUCAUUUUCAAAGUAUAAUGAGGGGUGACUUAAAAUUUCUCUUCCCUUCAAACUUUCGUAUGUAAGGAUCCAACAAAGGCAGAAACGCCUGAAACGUCAGAUUUUGUGAAAUUAUAUCAUGAUUUAGAAAUUCGCUCCCUUGUUAUCGUUAACAAUUUCCCUACGUCCCUAGUGGGACAAAAAGAUAAUGAUAAAAAAGAGUGCCAAUGUUGACUUGAAUUAUUUUUCCGUCUUUUAAAGUAAACGUUUUAAAAUUCAAAUUUUUUUUAAUUAUGUUCAAAUAAAGAGCUGAGAGACAAAAGUUAAACGCUUCUUAUUACAGGCUUCAGGUGGCACCCAGGUUUUCAUAGAGCAUAAUGGAUGACGACUUAAAUAUUAAAUUUCUUUCAGUUCCUUCACACUUUGGCUACGUCAGAAUCAAUGCCUCCGAAAUUCGCAUUCUUGUAAUUGCAUAAAGCUUUUCCCAAUGCCUCUGAAAAAAAAAGAUAUAAAAAAGGCGAUAAAAAGAAUGCCUAUUAAUAAUUCUUUUUAAUUUUGAAAACAUGUUCAAAUAAAAAGACCUGAAACUUGACCGCUUCUUACUACAUGCUUUCAGGGGCGGUUCCCGUGUUUCAUCCUCAUUCCCAACUAUUUCAUCUCAGGCAACGUCAAUUGUAGAUACUUUUGCUAAUCAAAAUGAAGAUUCAGGGUACAUCUGUCGAUAUUCUUGAAUUUCUGGAGAAGCUAACGUAUGCAAUUUAGAACAAUGAUAAUAUCUAUGCAAAUCAUCCCUGCGUUCACUUAAAAAAAGAUAGCGUUCAGAGCUGUUGGCUGAAUGUCGGCAAAUGUGAUCGCAACUAUGAAUGGAACACAGGUACCGAGCUGCUUGAAUCCAGUUAGUGAGGGAAAGAGAAUCGGAUUCAACUUUGCUUACAGCUUUUAUAAAAUAAAAAUAUACAAAAUGAAGACAGGAAAAAAGUUAAUAAGCGGGUAAGGAAAGGAGUUUUUACUAUGGGAUAAAAUCUUUUGGAUCUGUUCCUCAUAGAAAACUAAAUCCAACUCAGUUAAAGAAGUUUGGUUAAAGACAGUUAAUGAAAGUUAUUUGUUGGUAAACAGCUUUGUUUUUUUUAUUAAGAAUAUAGGUAGUUCUCUGAAAACUGCUCGAAGUCAAAGAUUGGUUAAAAAAAGGGAAAUUAUCGUUUGCUUAAAACAACUUCAGGGAUACAGUUCAUCGAAACUGAUAAUUAUUCUUUUUUACUCCUUUACUCGUCUUUUUGUUCUUCUUUGAUAGUCAUAUCACCUGCACUUUGGUUUCACCGCGGGGACUGAAAUUUGUCCCUCGGCGAUGUUUACUUUUGAAUAGUCCUGGCCGAAGCACAGAAGGUUGAUGAGCGUAGGCGGUCGUUUAAGAUGUUUACAGCACCGGAGAUAUCAUAUUUGCUGUAAUCCUCCAAAACAUCUUGAGCAAAAUUAGAAAAUAAUACUGAUCUUGUAUAAAGCCUGCAACAAGAGGUCCUUUUAUAUGAUCACUAAUUAACGGCCUUUUUUCUGACGAGGUAUAAAUAGGCGACAGGAAGCAAACCGCCAUCAUCACGAUUUAAAGGAGCGUGGGCGGAGUUAAUAUGCCAAGCCUCCAAACAAAGGCGCUGAUGGUAACGCCGAUUAGUGGUGAUAAUUUUAGAAUUAUCCCACCCAAUUGUAUGGUUGGUUAGGCAUGUAUGCUCCGAUAAAGCUGAAUUUUCCUUUUUGCAAAGAAAAACCGCUGGCGUCGGUUCGUUGUUCUUUCGUGACAGGAUCCUUAGGUUUGGCGAAAAUAUGCCCCAAAGCUACAAAAAUAUGCCCAGCCAAACCUAAGGAUCCUGUCACGAAAGAACAACGAACCGACACCAUUUAUUCUAUUCCUUGCAAUGACUGUGACAACGAAUAUAUCGGACAGACCAAACGUCAGUUUGGUACACGGUUAAAAGAGCACCAAAAAGCCGUUUUUCUUUGCAAAAAGGAAAAUUCAGCUUUAUCGGAGCAUACAUGCCUAACCAACCAUACAAUUGGGUGGGAUAAUUCUAAAAUUAUCACCACUAAUCGACGUUACCAUCGGCGCCUUUGUUUGGAGGCUUGGCAUAUUAACUCCGCCCACACUCCUUUAAAUCGUGACGAUGGCGGUUUGCUUCCUGACGCCUAUUUACACCUCGUCAGAAAAAAGGCCGCUAAUUAGUGAUCAUAUAAAAGGACCUCUUGUUGCAGCGUUUAGAUCACCCCUGAUGAAGGAACUAGACAGGAGUGUCGAAACGUUGGGUCUAUGAAUCGUAACUUCUUCGGUUACAUUCAUUAAAUCUGCAAACCAGAGUAGCGUCAAACUAUGUCUGAUUAUCCACCUGGUUGCCGUGUGAACUUAUUUGUUUUCUUUAAAUAGAGUAGAGGCAGCCUCCAGUUAACCACUGACUGAAUAAGAACUGAUCUCUCAAGAAUGUCAGAAAACGUAACUGCAACGAUGAUUGGAAAUACCUUCGUUGCAAUGAUUGUCUUUAAGACAAAAACUCUGAGAAAGCCUUUUAAUUUCUUGACUGUUAACAUGGCCAUGUCCGAUUUGCUUUUUCCGAUUUUCCUUUUUCCUUGUAAUUUGGUUUUGACACACACUCGCUCCUGGCUGAUAGGCGGUCCGCUUGGUCAAGUGUUAUGUAAGCUGAUUAUCUGUGCACCUAAUGUGUCCUGUGCUGUGUCUAUUCAAAGCUUAGUUCUAAUAACGGUCGAUCGGUUUGGAGCUGUGGUAUUUCCCCUCCGUUCCCCGCUUAUUAAUUCAAAGCGAUGCCGGUUCUUCAUUCCCGCCACUUGGAUCAUCGCUAUGGCUAUCUGGUGCCCAUACCUGUUCGCCUCGAAGGUGGUCGAGUCUCCAGAGGGGCUGACGUGUGUGCUUGAUCGGAAUGACGUAUUCGAAGGAUACUCGUCCUUCAAAAACUUCUCUAUGGUGAUGAAUGUUGUAAUGUUUUAUGCACCUUUGGUUUUUAUCGCCAUAGUUUACUCUGCCAUUGCUUUAAAAAUCAAAUCCCAGAAAAUUCCAGGAGAGCAAUCAACUAACACAAGAGAAAAACGCUUGAAAAUACAAUGGAAUGUUCUUAAACUGUCCGUUGCCAUCGUGUUGGAGUAUGCAUUAUGUUGGCUGCCCCAAAGUAUUGUGUGGUUCAUGUUCUUCAACUCAGACCGAACAAUAACAUCAUCUUGUGGCUUCUAUUACUUCCGGUCCGUUUCCUUAUUUCUAGCUAUGUCGAACUGUGCGAUGAACCCUUGGAUCUGUAUAUGUUUUAGUGGAAAUUAUCGUCAAGGUCUGAAGAAUCUUCUCGGUAGCUCGUCUGUUGGUCCUGACGUUGAUCGAUAUGCACCGUAGUGUGACCCCCGGGACUCUAAGACUUUAUUUCGCAUAAAGAUAAAUUUUUUUAUGAGUGUUUUUAUUUCAGACAACGAAAAAGUCAGCAAGGUAAUUAAAGAUCUUAAAGUGAAAUGUGAAUUUUUUUAAUUAUUGAUCAAUCAAAAGAAAUGGUGUAAAUUGUCAGCUUGAUGUCUUUUUAAGACAUGGUAGAUCAAAAUGAGGACUUGGAGCUCUAGUUUUUGCUAACAGUAGCAUUUGCGAAUUAUCAGAAAGACAUGAUGACUCUCUCUAUUCAAUACUUAAACUUGCAAGCAAAUUUUAAGCGUUUUAAUGUUCCUUUGUCAGCCCACUUACUAUAAACUUAUCAAUAAAGAAGCUGUGUCCAACGGUCAAACCGUUGUUUGAACUUUUGCCUAACGACUGUUUUUGUGAGCUGUAUUAAUCUGAUCACCUAAUGAAAGGACUUUAUUUGAAAUUUGGCUGAAACGUACCACAUUAGGUGACAAAUAUGAUGUAGUGGACCAAAAAAGAUGAAGUGGAAUGUUUAUUAGAAGCUUAGUCGAGUUUGUAUCAUUACCAUAAUCGUCAUGAUCAUUAUAUGAGGUAGUAUUCGCUUUCAAGAUGACAUUGCAGAAUGGAAACAAGAUAGUAAAUAAAAUAAAGACAGGAAAAAAAGCAUCAUUUUUCUCCUCGUCUAUGGAACAAAAAAUCUAUUUAAAAGCUUUCUAGCGAUUCAAUAUUAACUGCCUCAAAGCUUUCGAGAACUCCAGUUGCCUUCCUUUUCAUUUCAGAAAGUCGGUUAUCAGGUGAAUAUCAAGGUAAACAAACUUUUUAAAAUCGGAUCUGCUGUCUUAACUUUAGGAUUGGCUGCAAAUGAUUCGCAAAGUAACAGGAUACAUGAUCCCUUCGAUGUCAGUUAAUGAGUUGAUGUUCUCUAGUAAAAGGCUCAAACAAACAGAAAUAAUUUUGAGAGGAAAAAAUGGCCGCUCUGUGCGGUGUACGGUGACAUUACGCGGCGUACAUGUCCCAGCGACAAUCCGUGUCGUUUGACAUGGAUAAUUUUUGUGAAAAUCUUUCCUCCUGUGCCAGAGUUUUUUUUGCAAGUGAUAAUUCGCUGGAAGUUGAACUCAGACUGGGUUUGUAAAUGGAUGCAAAAUCUUUGAACCACACCUAGUGUGUGGCAUUGGUUGAUCUUUGUCAUUUGUGCUAAGUUCUGCUUUGUGAUUGGUUACUUGCCACAAUAGCAAUCACUAAUAAACAAAAUCGGGUUUCAUUAAUGCCGUAGACAGUCAUCAAAACAAUAGGCGCAGGCUGUGAACCCAGAGAGAUAGUCGGCGAGGGAGAGAGUCGUGUUAAAUUUACCAACAAAACGUUCACUCUGGCAACGAAACUUGAAAAUUAACUAGUACAGCUGAAGAGCUAAAUUUCAAGGACAGAGAAAAAGUCUAUCAAUUCUCUGGUAAAAUAUAAACUCAAACGAUUUUUAACCAAAAAGCUUUCGAGGCUACGACUUCAAUAGUCGGGGUGGUGGCGAGUAUAGAUUGGUGAAGGCAAGACCAGUCUACACCUUGAACGUAACGUAAUUAAGUAGUUCCUUUCUGUCAGCCAGCUGCUUUCUCGCAACAAUGGAAAAAAGUGAGCUUAUUUUUUCACUCUAAUCACAUCGUAAGCAGCUAAGUUUGGGUUUGAACAUUAGACUCAAUGGUAUAUUUUCCCGUAACAAAUCAGUAUCCGUUUGAAUAGCUUGAAUUUGGUAGAGAUGGCAGCCCCUUAAUCCAAAGGUAAAUCGGACAGAAGUUAAAUGCAUUUGUUUUCACCUAAAAGUCAUCAUGGUGACUGUUACAAGCGUCAAGAGACAAUAAUUCACGUAUUUCCUAAACAUAUGAAGAAGUAUUUCUCAAAACUGUUAUUAUCGCUGAUAUCGAGCAUAUUGGUUUUUUUAUAUUAUAUUUAUAAUUUAACAUCAUAAUACCAGUUGUAGAAUAUUUUUAACCAUACCAUUCCGGGUAACUAUUGAUAUGUAUGAUAACGCAGUUUUUUAAUCUCGGGAAGUUUUGGAGACAGAGUGCGAAUUAAGAGUAAAAUUAAUUCAGGUCGUUCCUCAUGGUAAACUAAUUCUAACUCAUUAAAAGAAGUUUAGCUGCAGAAAGUACAUCAAGUUAUUUGUUAGUAAUCAGCUCUAUUUUCUUUAUUGAGAAUAUAGAUAGCCUCCUGAAAACUGCUCUAUAGAAGAACUGGUAUCUCAGUUCCAAGAAUGUCGGUAAAUGAGACUACAGUGGUAAAUGGAGCGUGUCGUCCUGCUUUAAUUACGAAGCACUAAGGAUCGCUUACAUUGCUGCAUUUUUUCCGGUAUUUCUAGUUUCAUUGGUUGGAAAUAUCUUUAUUGGAAUAAUUGUCUACAAGACGAAAUCCCUGAAAAAGCCAGUCAACUAUUCUAUUGCAAACAUGGCCAUGUCAGAUCUGGUGUAUCCGAUUUCCAUGCUUCCUCGUGAUGCAGCUUCAUUAUUCAUGAGCAGUUCCUGGUUAAUCAGCAGUCUUCUCGUCCAAGCAUUGUGUAAGCUGGGCUCCUUCUCAAUAGAAGUCUCCACUCUUGUUCAUCUCAGAGUCUGGUUCUUACCGCAGUCGAUUGAUUUGGAACUGUAG